This is a messenger RNA of Hyla sarda, 976 nucleotides long. RefSeq names its product centrosomal protein 15 (gene CEP15). The transcript is spliced from 5 exons. The record is from RefSeq and is a predicted model, not a curated record. NCBI's taxonomy places the organism in Eukaryota, Metazoa, Chordata, Amphibia, Anura, Hylidae. Bases 247 to 672 code for a protein of 141 amino acids.
UUAGUUGCUCUAGUUACGACUGUACACGGAAGAGGUAGCGGCGGAGGAAUGAGGAGACUGAUGGCGGCAGCUGCUGCAGAACCUCAUUAAUCGCGUGUAUGGAAGGUUAACAGGAGAGGAGGUCCAUUUUUUUACGUGUACAUUGUGAAGCUUAUACUGGUUGAGGCUGCUUUAGGAGGUGGACUACAGGUUCCAGAAGUCCCUGACAGCAUAACCUGUGUAGUCUUUGAGACUUCAGAGAAUAAGAUGGCUUUCUUCUCAUCCAGAGAGGCAGAGUUACAGAAGCUGCAUGAAGCCAUAAUUGCAGAGAAAAAUAAAGUUCAUGAGGAAAUGAAGAUCAGCGAUGAGCAGCAGGAGUCGUACAUUCUGUUAUCAGAGGCCGCACAUAGCAGGAAUCAAGCUCUUCUACAUGAUUGGCGUGAAGCUGAGAAGAGUUUUAAGAGGAGAUCACAAAUCGGCCCUAACCGUACAAUCAUGAAGCUUGAGAACAAGUAUUGGAAAUCUGUGGAACAAGAGCUUCCUAAAUGGGAGCAGUUUCUACUUGGAAAAGCUCAGUUCCCCUUUGGUAUGAAGCAUGACCAACAAAAGCUGAAACAUUCUCAGACUAUGGAGAAACCAAAGAGAAAGAACCUGCCUCCUUCUGGCUACAAUUCAAACUCUUUUCCAAGAUAGCUUUGUAUCGCAAGCUGGAUUUAGCCGCCUUUGUAUCCUAGUUCCAAUGAUUGACUGCUUAGAAGCUGUACCGCCGGUCAAAGGUUCAGAGUCCGAGUAUACUAACUCCAGAAAUGCCUUAUGACUGAUUUAUGGAUUUCCAAUACCAGGUGAAACUACAGAUCCAGUGUUUGUGGUUCAUCAUGCUGGAACAACCUCAGACCACCGUAAUAUAGCCACAUUUUAUUAUGCAACACCAUGAUAUCGUCCCCUGAGGAUCUGUGGAACUAAACAUGAAAUCAAUUAAAUCAAAAUUCCGCAAGAA